This is a messenger RNA of Paramecium sonneborni, 2818 nucleotides long. Lineage: Eukaryota; Ciliophora; Oligohymenophorea; Peniculida; Parameciidae. The record is from the annotation of a GenBank genome assembly.
AUGAGCAACAAUCGUAUAUAAUCUUUGUUAAGCAUAAUAAUUUAAAAAAUACAUUCAAAGUAGAAAAUAUAAAUAUUGUUGGCAAAUAUAAAAUUAACAGAAAAUUUAUGUUAAAAUUGCUAAAAUGGUUUGAUAUAUUUAAAAUUAGAUUAAAAUGUAUAAAAAUGUAAACUAAAAGAAUUUUUUCUAUACAAAAACAAUUGUGGAUAAUCUGGGUGUUUAUUUGUAGAUUAAAGUAUAUUAGUUGAAUUGGUUGACAGUAUGUUCAUUUCGAAUAUUAAUAAUAGAAAUGGAGUAACUAAUUUAUAAAUAAAUAAUUUUAUUGGGAAAAAUCUUUUUUAUUUAAGUAAUAUUGGUAUAUUUGGCGGAGGUCUAAGUUAUAAAUCUAUGAAUGAAUUAAGCAAUUUGAAAAAAAUUUUUUUUAUAAAUAAUUCUGCAGAUGUUGGAGGAGCAAUAUACAUAGAAGAUACUAGAGUAUCACCUAACUCAUUAUCAUAAAUACUCUUUUUUGAAAAUUAAGCCAAAGAUCUAACUUAAAAUGUUAGAGAAUAACCUAGUCAUUUAUAAUUGUCAGUGUUUGGAAAGAAUAUCAUGACUAUUCGGGAUUUAAAUUUAGGUAGGCCAAAUUUUACAAAGUAUAAUACUCAAAAUUUUAUUUAUAUUCCAAGUGGAUAAAAGAUAGGAUAUUAUGAAUAAUCCUUAUCAAAUAAAGAAAUUUUUAAUUAAAUCUAUAAUUUAAAACUUUAGAUUUUACCCAUUAAUACUUUAGGUGAAAUUUAAAUUAAUUAACUUAAUUCAGAAUGCAUACUUGAUUUAUCAGAAUAUGUUAACUACAAAAAUACAAUCAUAACUAAAGCUGACUAAUAAAUUUAAAGAAUUUCUUAUAAUAAUAAAAGUCAAUCCUAUGAUUUAGAAAAUCAAACUAUAAUUCUAGAUCCUUAUUCAUAAGAAAUUAAAUUUUUACGAUUUAAAUUUAUGUGUAAUUGUAUAAAAAAUGAAAAUUAUACUUUCUAAUUCAACACAAAAAGUUUUGCUUGCAAAAUGGGAGAAUAUUAUUUUGAUUCUCAGUGUUUGUUGUGUGAUUAUAAGAAGGGCUUUUAUUCUGUGGAAUUUAAAGCAUAAAAUUGUUAGAAAGUAGAUCCAAAAAUCAUUAAAUCUAAUACAAUAAAUAAUAUCGAAUUAUAACCUGGAUAUUGGAGACCAAAUAUCAGAAGCCAUUAUAUUUCUAAAUGUUUGAAAAACAUUAAAAAUUGUUAAGGAGGAUGGAAAACUGGAGACGAUUUAUGUAAAGAAGGAUCUGUUGGGGCUUUAUGUGAAGAAUGUGAUAUUUAUAAUUUUAGAGGGUUUGGUUAAUUUUUUAAAAGUCAGAAUUAUUAAUGUAUACUUUGUGGUGAAUAAGCUGGAGUAAUUUUGUCUAGUUUUUUUACACAUAUAGCGUAAAUAAUUGAUUAAUUUUAGAGCUAUUAUUUCAAUAUAUUUGACUGUCAUCAGUGUAAAUAGUAUCUUUAAAAGUUUUAAAUUACUUAGAAACGCAACAAAAUAUUACAAAAUCAUAUUUUAUAGUAAUUUAGGUAAUUUAACUUAAACUUCUUUAGAUUAAUCUGCAGUUCUUAUUAAGAUGAUAAUUAACUAUUGUUAAAUAAUAGUUAGUAUGAAAUCAUUUUAAACAGAUUUGUACCUCAAUCUUACAGAUAUUUUAUUACCAAUAAGUAAUCCUAUAGGAAGCUCGACCUUUUCCUAUGAUUGUUAUUUCGCCACACAAUAAGAAAUUAAAAUAAUUUAUCUAACUUAAAUAAUGUAUUUAAUGUUACCAGCUUUACACUAUUUAUUCUUUUUAACUAGCUAUUUAAUUUUAGUUAUUAAUCAUAAGAUGCAAUUUUCUUCAACAAUAUAUAUUACAGCCCUAAUCUAUUUAUUUUUUUACACAUAACCUAACAUAAUAUAAUAAUUUGGAGGGUUAAUUGCUAUGAGAACUAUAUCGAAGAUUGAUUAUAUCAAAAUAAACACUUAGUAUUUAUAUCAUACUUAGGAACAUUUAAAUUGGAUUAAAUUUUUUAUUGGUCCUGUUUUAUUUAUUUUUGGAAGCAUCAUUCCAUUUCUAUUAUUGAUUAUACUCUACAAAAUCAGGAAAUAUAUUAAUUUAGAGCAAACAAGAAAAAUAUGGGGUUAUCUUUUUAAUGAUUACAAAGAAAAUAGUUAUUAUUGGGAAAUAAUAAAAAUAUUUUAAAGAGAAUUGAUAAUGUUGUCAUUAAUAAUCAACGAGGAAAGAUUAAUCAUGAAAAGUGUAACCACUCUUAUCGUUCUGCUUGUGUAUUAUUUAAGUAUGCUUAAAUUUCAGCCUUAUUAUGUUAAAGCUUUGAAUAGGUUUGAAUAAGAAAGUAUACUUUUGUGUGGAAUAAUCAUUAUUUUAAAUUCUCUGAAUUGUUAUACAAUGUUGACUGAAUCUUUAAAUAUUGAUUUUCUCCUUUAGAUUUUAUAAAUUAUUUUUUCUAUUUAUUUUAUCUUCACCAUAAUCAACAAAGUUAUUCAAGUUUAUUACGAAAAAUAUGAUGAAAUAUAUGAUUCAUUUAGAAUAAAAAUAUUAUAGAGAUUUCCAAAGAUAGAAUAAAUUUUUCCUUCUUUAAGAAAGCUUCUGGUCUUAAGAAGCGAAAGAAAGUAGAUUGUUCUUUUUAGAUUUCAGCUAAUUAAGAAAAAGAUAAUAAAAAAUUUUAAAUCUUAAUAAACAGCAAAUAUACGUAGAAUCUUUAUAGCUAGUCCAUUAGUCACGGAUUUUGGAGAAUAAGCUUUCAUUGUGAAUAAACCAACUAUCCUAUUCUGA